Molecule: messenger RNA, 2115 nt
Organism: Exserohilum turcica Et28A
Lineage: Eukaryota; Fungi; Ascomycota; Dothideomycetes; Pleosporales; Pleosporaceae
Exons: 2
Coding region: 1-2115 (704 amino acids)
Biological process (GO): termination of RNA polymerase II transcription
Cellular component (GO): cytoplasm; mRNA cleavage factor complex
Molecular function (GO): RNA polymerase II complex binding; mRNA binding
Source: RefSeq, a predicted model, not a curated record
AUGUCUCUCCCAGCUGCUGAAGUGGCGGCCGAUUUUCGGGAUGCACUGCAAGAUUUGAGGAUGAACAGCAGGCCCGAGAUUAGCAAUCUAACCCUUAUCGCCAAAGAAAACACAGAGUAUGCUGAAGCCAUAUCCAACGAGCUGCAGAAGCACAUCCAAUCGACUCGUCCUGAAUGGAAGCUUCCCGCCCUUUAUGUGCUUGAUUCCAUUGUCAAGAAUGUCGGGACCCCAUACACCGUUUACAUCGGCCGCAACCUGUACAGAACAUUCAUGGAUGCCUAUCUUGUCAUGGACCAAGCUACACGCAAGAACAUGGAAGGCUUAUUGAAAACAUGGAAGAUGCCUGUGCCCGAGUCUAUGGAUCCACGCCCAGUGUUCUCAGCCGAAGUGACGCAGGAUAUCGAGAACGCACUGGCUAAGUUUCACGCAGCUCAACAGCAGGUGCGCCCACAACAUGCGCUUCCACCUCGCCCUCCAUCGCUCAGUGUAGCCUGGAGAGGCACGUCUACGCCGCCGCAGAACGGUCCUCGUUAUGCUGCUCCAAAUGACCCGCGUGCUCGACCGGUGAGUCCUUCUUCACAAGACGCGUGUCACAGAGUACUGACAGUACGACUUCAGUCAUAUCCACCAGCAUCUCAAUAUGGGACUCCAACACAUGCCUCUACACCUCCAGUGCCAUACACACAACCUCAGCAGCCCGCCUCGCCCAUGUCAUCCAUUGAUCUUGCUGGGCUGAAGGCUGAAGUAACUCAGUUGAUCACCACUACACAAAACACGUUUGCACACAACCCAGCUGAUGCUGCGCUGCGCACAAAGCUGUCGGCACUUUUAUCUCUCAAGCAGAUAUUAGACACACAGACGUUACCGCCACAACAGCUCGAAGCUGUACGCCAGCAGAUUCGAGCGUUGGCACCUCCACCCGCCCCAACACCCACUUUUGUAGCGGCAACGCCAGCAUAUCCCCAACAGACGGCGAUACCUUCUGGCUACACCGCACAGUAUCCUCCUGUGACGGCCUCACCAGGCAGUGCUCCGCCGAAUGUCGCGCAGCUUCUUGCAAGCUUUAGACCACCACAGUCGACGCCGCAACCUGCGUCGACUCCAAAUCCACCAGCUUUGAACCUGGCGGAACUGCUGAAGCGUGUAUCGUCACCUGCACAAUCGAAUUCUGUCCCUGCGCCAGCUCCAUUCCAACCACCAUUUCAAGGCUUUCCACCACCCGUUUCAACACCAGUACCUGCACCCCAAUCCGCCCCACCGGCACAGUCCGCUCCACCAACCACCAACUUGGCUGCGCUACUUGCACAGUUUAGCAAACCCGUUGCCGCGCCACCAGUGCAGCCGGUGUCUGUACCUCAACUACCACCUCAGCCCGCCGCUGCCGCCCCAGCCCUGGGAAGCGCCGAGUGGCUCCUCAAAGCCCUGAGUAGUGUAUCUGGUGCGACACCCGUGAAUGGGGGUCCUAUUGCAUCCCAUGCAACAGCAGAACAAACAACAGCACCAGCGGGUUUGCUAGACCAGAUUGAACUCACUACCGCAUCCAUGAAGAAGCCCCGUCUGCACCUCAUUUCGCGUUUGUAUGAAGCCAAACCCAACAUCUGUGCAACCUGCGGUCGCCGCUUUGAGAAUACGCCUGAAGGGAAGGAGAAGAAGGCUCGCCACAUGGACUGGCACUUCAAAGUCAAGGACCCUGAUGCGGCCAAGCGGGGCGUGCACCGCAGUUGGUACAUUCCCGAAAAGGAAUGGAUCGAGUACCGCGAAGUUGACGAGACUGCCCCGAACCAGUCCAACUACCCUUCUUCAGCUACCAACGCUAGCAAGCCAAAGAAACAGACCAAGGACCGAUACGUUAGCGUUCCGCAGGACGUGACACUUCAGCAAGCGCCGUGCCCAAUUUGCCAAGAAAAGUUCGAGACACAAUGGAAUGUGGAAGCGAAUGAUUUUGUUUGGAUGGACGCCUUGAGCGUCGGUGGCAAGGUUUAUCACGCUACAUGCUUUGAAGAGUAUAGUAAGGGAAUAGGUAUUGAGAUGCCCAGUACGCCAGAUUCUGUACUUGGUAAGAGAAAGGCGGAUGUUGGAACAAAUGGAGAAGGCAAGAAGGUCAAGGCUUACUAG